AUGUGGUGCUUAAUUAUAAAUGUAGAAGGAGUCGGUGAAAAAUCUUUCCAAGCUUGUAAAAACUAUGCACUAACUAUGCUAGAAUGCCAAAAUAUUUUGAAUCCUGAAAAGAGAGUACGCGUACCCAUAGAUUUGCUUCUCUAUCCUCAUAUGACACUCAUAGGAUUUCGUAAGAAUAAUGAAGAUCAACCUUCUUGGAAAUGCGGUGGGACAUUAAUCAGUGAAAAAUGGAUAGUAACAGCAGCGCAUUGCAUUGAAGACCCUGUAGAAGGUACAGCUAGUGUUCUUAGGAUCGGUACUGCGACCUUUGAAUUCGAUGAAGUUGAAGAACUCGCUCAAGAAAGAAACAUUGAUACAAUCAUUCCUCAUCCUGAAUACAGACCACCAUCAAAAGACCAUGAUAUAGCUUUAAUGAAGGCAAAACCAGCUUUCACUCUUAGUAGAGACAUAAGGAUAGCUUGUUUAAACCAAAAUGAUGAUUUAGGUGAUAAAAAACUUACAGCGAUAGGUUUUGGUAAAACAGUAUCCGUUGCAUCGACUGGUAGUGAAACUUUAAUGAAAGUCGACUUAGAUAUUAUUAAUAGUGAAAUUUGUAAUAGAUCAAUGCGAUAUUUGAUUAAGCGAAAAAUUUUACAGUUCGGUAUAACUGAAAAUCAACUGUGCGCCGGAGAUUAUGAGAAUGGGGGAAAAGAUACAUGCCAAGGCGAUUCUGGAGGACCGUUGCAAAUAAUGGACGAUAGAGUGGAUUGUGUGAAAUCUUUUCCCUUGCACAAAUUAGUUGGAAUUACCUCGUUUGGAAGAGACUGUGGUAGGAAAAUGGCGCCAGGAGUCUACACAAGGGUUUCCAGAUAUAUAGAAUGGAUUGAAAACAUAGUAUGGCCUGAUGAUGAAAUUCUAACAAUCUAUAAGUUUUACAAUAAA
Molecule: messenger RNA, 921 nt
Organism: Brenthis ino (lesser marbled fritillary)
Lineage: Eukaryota; Metazoa; Arthropoda; Insecta; Lepidoptera; Nymphalidae
Source: the annotation of a GenBank genome assembly